Messenger RNA from Branchiostoma belcheri (Belcher's lancelet), 3959 nucleotides. RefSeq lists its product as uncharacterized. The transcript has 17 exons. NCBI's taxonomy places the organism in Eukaryota, Metazoa, Chordata, Leptocardii, Amphioxiformes, Branchiostomatidae. Gene Ontology annotation, cellular component: external side of plasma membrane. Gene Ontology annotation, molecular function: signaling receptor activity; riboflavin transmembrane transporter activity; riboflavin binding. The record is from RefSeq and is a predicted model, not a curated record. Bases 85 to 3534 code for a protein of 1149 amino acids.
GCAACAGUAAGCGUCGUCCUUGGGCAAGUGCCAGACUGAGAUUCAACCGGCACGUUGUCGGGUAGCCUGAUCGGGCGACACAAGAUGGCGAAUCUUCUACACCUUCUCGUUCUUUUCUCCGUCCUCGGCUGUUCCUUUGCAGACCACCCGGGCCAUGUGGACUAUCCCGGCGGGCUGCAGAGCGGGUGCCUGCAGGGAGGGAAGCACAAGGACGCCCCGUCUCCCGAGGAGGGCCUCGGAGUCUGCCGGGACUACUCGGACUCCAGCUGCUGCACGGCAGACAUCCCCUGGCAACUCUCGGUCACCCCCAUCGUCGAGGUGGACGGCUUUCGCUGGGACAACUGUGGCACCCUGAGCAAGCGGUGCCAAGACUUCAUGGUGAACGUGGAGUGUUUCUACCGCUGCUCGCCGUCGCUGCCGACCUGGGCCGCGGCGCACCCGUCCGCCGUCAGAGGCGUGCCUGUCUGCGGGCAGUUCUGCGACGACUGGAUGGACGCGUGUCGGGACGACCUGACGUGCGCGGACAACUGGAUCACCGGCUGGAGGGUACAGGACGGCGAGCUGAACAAGUGCCGCAAGGACGAGAGGUGCCGGAGCUUCGCAGAGGUGUUCAGAAAUGGGCGUGGCCUGUGUGAGAGCAUCUGGGGUCAGUCCUUCACCUACGAGUCCACCUCUGACACGCCAUGUCUGGACUUCCGCUUCCCGCCAAACGAGGGCCAGAUCACGGUCCCAGAACCUGGGACAGAGAGCACCGAGCCGGCGUUCAAGAGACAGGACGAGUGUAUCAUCGACGCCGUUGAUUUUCACAAGAAGAAGCCGUCCCCUGAGCCGAAGCUGAACGUCUGCAGGGACUACCGACAGGACAGCUGCUGCACCACGGAGAUCGACAACGACAUGCUCACCAGGCCCAUCGGCAAGGUCGGGCCGAUGAACUGGGACACCUGCGGCCCUCUCAGCCCAAGGUGUGAAGAAUUUCUGAUUGACUCCGAGUGUUUCUACCAAUGCUCCCCGCUCGUCAACAAAUGGCGCGUUCCUGGUGUUGAUCCCACAGUAGACCCUUUCACGCCGGUGGUAGAAGGCAUCCCUCUCUGUUCUCACUUCUGCGACGGUAUGUUCAACGCCUGUAAGUUCGACCGCACAUGCGCAGUGAACUGGGCCUCGGACUGGGAUUUCUCGACGGGUGAAAAUAAAUGCAAACCGGAUUCCAAAUGCGAAUUCAUCAAGGACGUGUUUCAGAACGCCAAGCACAUGUGCGAGAGCGUGUGGGGCUCGGCCUUCAGGUACGUGUCCAACCGGAACGAGCCGUGCCUGGACCCGAGCGUGCACCCGAACGAACAGGUCACCAAGCCGAGGAAGGGGUCGGUGGCUCCUGCGGAGAGUGAAGAUAAAUGGGGCUGCCUGAAAACCUCGUAUCACAAGAGCGCGCCGAGCCCGGAGCCGGGUCUGCAUGUGUGCAGCGCCUACAGCAUGAACAGCUGCUGUACGGAGGAGAAGGACCGGCAGCUGAGGAUGAGCCCCGUCAUGAAGAUUGACAACUUUUAUCUGGACAGAUGCGGCACCCUGUCUCCCAGGUGCGAACAGUUCCGGUUGGCGCUGAACUGCCACUACCACUGCGACCCAAUGAUUUACCGGUACACCAAGCAGGGCCACACCCGGGACGUGCAGCACGUCCCGAUAUGCUCGACUUUCUGCGACGAUUACUUCGACGCCUGUCGAGAUGACCUGACCUGCGCGGAGAGCAUGGCCACGGACUGGUACUUCACACCUGAAGGGAUCAACAAUUGUAGACCUGACUCCGAAUGUCGCACGUUUGCUGAGGUAUACGUCGAUGGUCGUGGCCUCUGUAACAACCUGUGGAGCGACUCGUACGUGUACUCGGAGGACGAGGACACGUGCAUCAACCUCAACAGCGUGGGGUCCCAGACACGCGCGGGCGAUGCCGAGGAGAACACCCCGCACACGGACCAUCACGCCGACGACGGGCAUCGGCACGGAGACAUGGGCCAGGCCGACAGCGACAGUUGGGCGUGUACCAGGCAUGACCACCGGCACCACAAGGAAUACCCCACUCCGGAGCCCGAUCUCCAGGUGUGCAGUCCCUACACGUACGGCAGCUGCUGCACGGCGGGGCUGGACCGCCAGCUCGCGGUGAGGCCGGUGCCUGGAGUGGACACGUUCUCCUGGAACCGCUGUGGUACCGUCAGUCCCCAGUGUGAGAACUUCCUUAUCGACCUGGAGUGCUUCAACAAAUGUUCCCCCGACAUCGGCCGCCUGUCCGUACCUACCGACACCGGCUCGACCAUCCCCGUCUGCGCAUCCUUCUGUGACCGCUGGUUCGAUGCGUGCAGGAACGACGUCACUUGCGUCGCUAACUGGAGGUCUGACUGGGACAUGGACGACCAGAACAGGAACAACUGUCCUGCAGGAUCAUCCUGUGUGACUUUCGACAAGAUGUACGGGGAUGCCCGGACGCUGUGCGAGACGUUCUUCGGAAGUGAGUUCCAGUACAACAGCACGGAUAGGUGUGUGGACAUCCCCCUCCACUCCUCACCUGUCCAGGACCAAGACGCGGAACACAGCCACGAGAGCCACCAUGAAGAGCGUGGGCACGAGGCGCUCCACUCCGGCCAUGACCACGGAGACGGCGACGUGCACGGGCGCGAGGGCCACCGGUCCGGGGAGACCGGACACCACAGCCACGAGCUCCACCACCCCGGCCACGACUCCAGCCAGCACGGCCAGCAUGGGCACGAGACGCACCAUCCCGCCGAAGCCGAGGGCCACGGGCAUGGGGAGCACCAUCGCGGCCACGAAGGCGCCGAUCAUGGCGAACAUGGGCACGAGGGUCACCAUUCCGGCGAGGACGGUCACGGGCACGAGGCACACCAUCCCGGGCACAGCCCGGACACCCACGGAGAACAUGGGGACGAGGAGCAUCACCAUGGCGACGCCGCAGCCCAUGGGCACGAGAUGCACCACGGCGACCACGGCCCGGCCGCGCACGGAGAGCACGGUCACGCGGCGCACCAUGCCCACGGCCACAGGAGCCACCACGACGACAGGAACGACGUAAGGGCUGUGCAGCCAUUGGCAUGGCCGGUUCAUCAGUGCGUCUGGCAGACCGGCCUCAAGGACCAUGACGGCUGGGUAACGACGUGCAGCUUCAAGAAGAGGCACUACAACAGCGUGCUCCGCCUGGCGUACUCCGGCGGACUCAUCCUCGCCAACUGCACGGAGUGCUGCAAGCGCUGGUACUUCACCAUCAACGGCAUCGAGUGCCAGAAACCGGGCGGCAUCGACGCCAUCGUCAUGAAGAUGGGGCACGAAGGGAACAUGCUGCAUCAACACCAGCAGUUCGAAGGAUUCUGUGACAAGGUGGGUGUGGGAGUGCUUGAUGUGGAACUCCGCGUGCAGGACUGUACGGAGCACAUGCCUCACCACGGGCACAGCGGCGCCACGGAGCCCGGGGACGCCCAGACCGGCGGGCACUGCUUCUCACGGAUCAUUGUCGAGGAGGUCGACAUGAGCCCCUAAAGAUCCACUCUUGUUAUAAUAUGAGUCUUAUCAUAAUACAAUCAAACAGUGCCUUUCUUCGUUGUAGUUUUAGCCGUAUGAUAAUAUUUCUCUUUGCUUUACUGUUUGACCAAAUUUCUUUUUGAUUGUGUUCUACUGUGAGCCUCUUAGCCAACCGUACAGCACUACGAACCACCAAGAGCACAUAAUGGAAGUUUUCCAUUUUAAGACCAUUAGGCAUGAGCCCCUAAAGAUAUCUAUCUUUUAUGAGUCUUCUCGUAAUACAGUAAAGUGCCUUUCUUUGUUGUAGUCUUAGGCGUAUGAUGAUCUUUCUUUUUGUCUUACUGUUUGACCAAAUUUCUUUUUGAUUGUGUUGAUUUGUUUUGUUGUGUCCUUGAUACUGGCGUGUUACUUACAAAUAAUCGAUCACAAAAUAAAUCUCCAGG